Balaenoptera ricei (Rice's whale) is the source of this 888-nucleotide messenger RNA. RefSeq names its product WD repeat domain 38 (gene WDR38). Gene Ontology annotation, molecular function: protein binding. NCBI's taxonomy places the organism in Eukaryota, Metazoa, Chordata, Mammalia, Artiodactyla, Balaenopteridae. The record is from RefSeq and is a predicted model, not a curated record.
AUGAACAGCAGGGACCCAGGGACGCUGGCCGUGGAGAGAGUGAAAUUCUUCGGCCGGCACCGCGGGGAGGUCAACUCUUCUGCCUUCUCUCCCAAUGGCCAGAAGCUGCUCACAGCCGCCGAGGACGGCUGUGUAUAUGGAUGGGACACCCAGAGUGGGCGGUUGCUGUGGAGACACAGGGCCCACCCAGGCCCCGUGAGGUUCUGCCGCUCCUCCCCCCAUGGCUGCCUCUUUGCCAGCACCUCCUGUGACUGCACCAUCCGCCUGUGGGAUGUAGCAGAAGCCAAGUGUCUGCAGGUCCUACAGGGUCACCAGCGGAGUGUGGAGACCAUCAGCUUCAGCCCUGACGCAAAGCAACUGGCAUCAGGCGGCUGGGACAAGAUGAUGCUCUGGGAGGUGCAGUCAGGCCAGGUGCUGCGCCACUUGGUGGGACACGGAGACUCUGUCCCAAGCAGUGACUUCACACCCAGCUCAGACUGCUCGGCCACUGGCUCUUGGGAUUCCACCAUCCGCAUGUGGGACGUUCGGGCAGGGACCCCAGUGAUCUUCCACCAGGAGCUGGAGGGCCACAGUGGCAACGUCAGCUGACUGUGCUACUCAGCAUCCGGCCUAUUGGCGUCCGGCUCCUGGGAUAAGACUAUCCACACCUGGAAGCCCUCAACCGGAAGCCUGCUUGUCCAGCUCAAGGGCCACAUCACCUGGGUGAAGAGCAGAGCUUUCUCCCCUGAUGGGCUGCAGCUGGCCAGCACUGGCUACUCCUACAUGCUCAAAGUCUGGGACUGCAAUACAGGAAAGUGCAUUGAGACCCUGAAAGGAGUCCUGGAUGUGGCCCACGCCUGUGUCUUUACCCCAGAUGGGAAACUCUUAGUGUCUGGAGCUGCUGCUUAG